Aspergillus clavatus NRRL 1 is the source of this 1689-nucleotide messenger RNA. RefSeq names its product nucleobase cation symporter-1 family protein. Gene Ontology annotation, biological process: nucleobase transport; transmembrane transport. Gene Ontology annotation, cellular component: plasma membrane. NCBI's taxonomy places the organism in Eukaryota, Fungi, Ascomycota, Eurotiomycetes, Eurotiales, Aspergillaceae. Gene Ontology annotation, molecular function: nucleobase transmembrane transporter activity. The transcript has 4 exons. The coding region runs from base 1 to 1689 and encodes 562 amino acids. The record is from RefSeq and is a predicted model, not a curated record.
AUGACUGCAUUUCGCUACGGCACGAUGUUAAGCCAUCUCCACAACGCUCUCACCCUCUCGUUGCAGAGCAAGUCUUCUGUCUCGGUUUGGAUCAACGAUGAUAUCCGACCGCUGCCCCCAUCUCGUCGUACCUGGUCAACCCUGACUUUUAUCGGCUGGUGGUCGGUUUGGCAGCUGAGUCUGACCAACUGGCAGCUGGGUGGCGCGUUGGUGGCCUCAUCUUUGUCUGUCUGGCAGACCAUGGUCGCUGUCAUCCUAGGCAGAAUCAUCGCGGCGAUUGUCGCGAUCCUGAUCGGUUACAUUGGAGCCGAAUGGCACAUAGGAUUUCCAGUCUACUCCAGGGUGAUAUGGGGGGUCUUUGGCGCUUUCCUUCCCACCUUACUUCGGAUCGGGCUUUCCGUUGUUGGCUUCGCGUUUCAAUCCUAUACCGGUGGACUAUGUGUGACUGCUAUCCUGGCCGCUAUCUUUCCUUCCUUCUAUCGGAUGAAGAAUAGCCUCCCCAUAUCAGCCCAUGUCACGACCCAGCAAAUCAUCGGGUGGGCCAUAUUCAAUAUCAUAUCAAUUCCAGUACUGUACCGACGACCGGAAAGAAGUGAGAGAAUAAUGAUCGGCAUGAAUGCAGUCUCUUUUGCCUCUUUGUUGGGAAUCAUGAUCUGGUCCUUGUCCCGGGCCCACGGUGCAGGAGACCUGAUUCACCAGAACUCGCAGCUGCAUGGUAGUGCUGCCUUGGGGUUUGGAAUUAUGCAGGCAGUGACCACAGUGGUAGGGACUCUUUCAAUUGCCCUGACAAGUCAGAUGGACUUUUCCCGAUUUGCCCGGAAGCCCAGUGAUCAGGUCUUUGGGCAGUGGUUCACGUUCGUCAUCAUAGGCUCGAUUAUGCCUCUCUUUGGGUGUCUCACCAGCUCUGCUACCCAGGCCAUUUACGGACAAGCCCUUUGGAAUCCUCCUACCAUUCUCGCCAUGUGGUUGGAGAGGGAUUAUAGCUCGACCUCUCGUGCUGCAGCAUUUUUCUCUGGGCUGGGGCUUGUCACCUCGCAGCUUGCACUAAAUGUCGUGGAUAACGGCUAUUCUAUGGGAAUGGACCUCUCUGGGCUCCUCCCAAAAUACGUCAACAUCCGGCGAGGAUGCUUUGUUGGCCUGAUACUUGCCACCGCUCUUUGCCCCUGGGAGCUCCUCGCCUCCGCCACCACUUUUGUCGGCGUAAUUUCGUCCUUCUCCAUCUUUAUGGCACCAUUCUGUGGAAUUCACAUCAGUGAUUACUGGAUCAUUCGUGAUCGACGUCUCAAGCUGUCAGAUCUAUACCACGCCCGGCCAGACGGUGUCUACUUUUAUACCAUGGGGAUGAACUGGCGCAGCGUGUUUCCGUGGCUGGUCGGAUGGGUACCCCUGCUGCCGGGAUUCCUGCACAGCAUUCGCCCUACUAUUCACGUACCGGUGGGCGCGGAUCGACUUUAUGCGCUGGGGUUCCCGUACGGCCUGUUGUCGUCGUUGAUCGUAAAUACCCUGAUCAACAAGCUUUUUCCGCCCCGUGGACUUGGAGAAAUUGAUCAGGAGGAUGUAUUUGGAACUUUUACAGCAGGGGAAGCCGCGGUGUUGGGGAUCCAUCAAAAUGCAAUGCAGGACAGUGAGAUGACGCCAGAGCAGAGAUCAAGCCUGGAACGACAGGAGAUUGAGGGUAUGAAAGCGUAG